Messenger RNA from Canariomyces notabilis, 3138 nucleotides. RefSeq names its product DUF221-domain-containing protein. The transcript has 4 exons. Gene Ontology annotation, cellular component: plasma membrane. The record is from RefSeq and is a predicted model, not a curated record. Gene Ontology annotation, molecular function: calcium-activated cation channel activity. The coding region runs from base 1 to 3138 and encodes 1045 amino acids. Lineage: Eukaryota; Fungi; Ascomycota; Sordariomycetes; Sordariales; Chaetomiaceae.
AUGGACAAACUGAGCCUUCUCUUCGCGAGGGAUGGGGCCAAGCCCGAGGAGAGCCCUACAGAGGCGCUAUUGAGGUUGUUGGCAGAUCCUUUCUCGUCCCAGUUGGCGCAAAGUUCGGUGGUUGCUGCGUUAGGCUCGUCGCUUGGUAUCACUGCCGCCAUAGCCAUCUGUUUCUCGUUUCUUCGCCCGUACAACAGCGUUGUAUAUGCGCCGAAACUAAAGCACGCCGAUGAGAAACAUGCGCCCCCGCCCUUAGGAAAGGGUGUCUUUGCGUGGAUCUUUCCGCUAUGGUCGACGUCAGAGCAGGAUAUUGUGAACUUAGUCGGCAUGGAUGCCGCCAUUUUCAUGCGAUUUACCAGGAUGUGCCGCAACAUCUUCGUCGUUCUCUCGGUGCUGGGUUGCGCCAUCUUGAUACCUGUCAAUUGGGCCAACUGGACAGUCAUCUCGUCUAGUGAUGAUUCCUGGCUUGCUAGGGUCACGCCGAGGAACGUUUGGGGUUCUGCUCAAUGGGCUACUGUCACCUUCGCUUACCUGUUUACCUUGGUCAUUUGCGGCUUUCUCUGGUGGAACUACCGGAAGGUCUUGCAGCUGAGGCGCCAAUACUUGCGGAGCGAAGAGUAUCAACAGAGUCUGCAUGCUCGCACGCUGAUGUUGUAUGAUCUUCCCAAGAACUUCUCGUCGGACGAAGGGAUCGCAAGAAUCAUCGACGGAGUCGCCCCCAGCUCAUCCUUUUCCCGCACCGCCAUCGCCCGCGACGUCAAGAUAUUGCCCGAUCUUAUUGACCAGCACAACAAGGCUGUGCGGAAACUGGAGAAGGUCUUGGCGAUAUAUUUGAAAGAUCCUAAUAAUAUCCCAGCAACAAGGCCAACAUGCUCGCCAUCCAAGAAGGACCCCUCUUUUGGGACGUAUCCGAAAGGCCACAAACUCGAUGCCAUUGACUAUUACACGCAGCGAAUCAAAUCGUUGGAGCUGGAGAUUAAGGAUGUCCGGCAAAGGAUCGACAAGAGAGGGUCCAUGCCAUAUGGUUUCGCAUCGUACUCCGAUAUUGCCGAAGCACAUGCUAUCGCCUACGCCUGCCGGAACAAGAAGCCCCACGGCGCCACGGUUCGGCUCGCUCCCCGGCCGAACGAUAUCAUCUGGGACAACAUGCCGCUCAGCUCCUCGGUCAGGAGCACAAGGCGGCUGUGGAACAAUCUUUGGGUGACCGUGCUGACCAUCUUGUGGAUCGCGCCAAACGCCUUCAUUGCCAUUUUCCUCGUGAAUCUGGCCAACCUGGGUUUCGUCUGGAAGGCGUUUCAAGACUCGUUAUCAGCCAAUUAUACCCUCUGGUCCAUUAUCCAGGGUAUCGCUUCCCCAGCAAUCACGUCGUUGGUCUACCUCGCCCUUCCCAUCAUUUUCCGGCGCAUGUCCAUCAAAGCUGGCGACCAGACCAAGACCGGGCGUGAACGUCACGUCGUGGCUAAACUCUACGCCUUCUUCGUCUUCAACAAUCUCAUCGUCUUCUCCAUUUUCAGCGCGAUAUGGACCUUCACGGCGGGCGUCGUCCAGCGGACCAACUUGGGCACGGAUGCCUGGAAAGCCAUUCUUGACGGUAAUUUUUUCGUGACAGUCUUCGUCUCGCUCUGCAACAUAUCCCCCUUCUGGGUCGCUUGGCUUCUUCAGAGGGAACUUGGAGCAGCAGUCGACCUGGCUCAGCUUUGGACGCUCUUCUACAGUUUCAUCAUGCGCAAGUUCUCGAGUCCUACACCUCGCGAGUUGAUCGAACUGACCGCGCCCCCGCCUUUCGAUUAUGCGAGCUACUACAACUAUUUUCUGUUCUACUCAACCGUCGCCCUUUGCUACGGAACGAUCCAGCCGCUCGUGCUCCCGGCAGCAGCUCUUUACUUCUGCCUCGACGUGGGGUUAAAGAAGUACCUUCUGCUGUACGUCUUCGUCACCAAGACAGAGAGCGGCGGCAUGUUUUGGCGGAUGCUGUUCAACCGCUUCAUUUUCGCCACCUUCCUCUCUCACCUAAUUGUCUUCUUGGUGGUCUGGGUCCGGGGCGAUGGAACCCAUAUCCAAGCAUAUGCCGUCGUUCCCCUGCCCUUCCUCUUGAUUGCCUUCAAGAUAUUUUGCGCAAAGACGUUCGAUGACAAGAUACAGUACUUUGCGACAAGGUAUUCGAGCCAGACUCAUGUUGAGGCAGCCGUGAACAUGAAGGAGCAGAGUCUGCGGAACGAUCGGCUUGCUGCUCGCUUCGGCCACCCUGCUCUCUACAAGCCCCUCAUCACGCCCAUGGUGCAUGCAAAAGCGCAGCAUGUGCUUGCGAGCGUCUAUCAAGGACGCCUGUCAGAUGGACGCGAUGCCGGAACCGGAGAUUCGAUGUCCGUCAGCGGUUACAGCGACACGUAUGUUCUCGACAAUAUGGUGUCUGGCAAGGCUGGGAAGCUCUCGGCUGCGGUCCCAGGGUUUGAAGUUGUCCCUGAAUCGCGACUGGAUUUCGAGUUUUACAAGAACCGAGACGAAUUUGCGGCAGACCAUGGUGCUGGUGAGCUGUUUGGCAGACCCUCGGACAUGGUCCGUCCGGGCACUCCAGGCACGCUUGGAAGCGAUCCCUUUUCUGAGCCAAGCUCGCGGCCCGGGACUCCCAUGGGUGGAAUGGGCUUCAGCUCCAACAGGAGAUCAUUCGCCCCAUAUUCUGAGCCCAGCGUUGGCCCAGCAUAUCCCACAGGGUACAUGGCUUCUACAGACCAUGCUGGCGCGUAUCCUGGGCAACAUGUCUACUCAUCGACGAUGGACAGCGUCCCGCCCAUAUCGCGAGGUCAACUGUACAGUCAUGGUAACGACAGCGGCACCAAUCUCGUUGCAGGCGCAGCCGGGAUGCCAGUGUCGGCACCGAGUUUACCGGGACCCAGUCCGUAUGGAUCGAGGGACCCGAAUUACGACCCCGGUUCGACUCGCGGACCUGGUGGAUUAGGUAUUACAAAUACGCGCGCUCCGGGUAUGCUAGGAGGCGGUCCGUACGGCUACGGGGGACUUCCGCAGACGGAUGACGACAUGAUCCAAGCCCCGGCGCAAUACGACUAUUUCAGAGGGGGCCGAAGUGCCACGCCCGGUGCUGCAACGCGCAGCGGAAGCAACAUCUGGGGAGGAAACUAG